AUGUCGAAUGUCCCACGCUCCCACACUCCAGGCGGCUCGCGCCUCAGCACGGUACCGUCGCAAAAGCCGCGGCAGCUCUCCCACCUCCAGGCGCAACUGGCACAAUUGACGGCGAAUAUGGCGGACCUCGAGAGCUUGGUGCGUAUGACGGCGGGUCAGGCACAGGAUAUCCGGGGCUUGGGCGGUUACUGUGGUGCCAUCUUCAUGGCGGCGAGCAAAGUGCUGGGUGAAGAGACGGUCAAGGGUGGCGGAGCAGGGGACGAAAAGAGAGAGGGAAGGGACUGA
This is a messenger RNA of Exserohilum turcica Et28A, 285 nucleotides long. RefSeq lists its product as uncharacterized. Gene Ontology annotation, biological process: attachment of spindle microtubules to kinetochore. The record is from RefSeq and is a predicted model, not a curated record. The transcript has 2 exons. Gene Ontology annotation, cellular component: DASH complex. Bases 1 to 285 code for a protein of 94 amino acids. Lineage: Eukaryota; Fungi; Ascomycota; Dothideomycetes; Pleosporales; Pleosporaceae.